Molecule: messenger RNA, 2505 nt
Organism: Trypanosoma grayi
Lineage: Eukaryota; Euglenozoa; Kinetoplastea; Trypanosomatida; Trypanosomatidae
Exons: 1
Coding region: 1-2505 (834 amino acids)
Source: RefSeq, a predicted model, not a curated record
AUGCAGGACGCUCACCGAUCAGGCGAUGCCGCUGCAGCCACCGAUGCGCUGCAGGUGCUGCAGGUCGACCUCUUGCAGACAUUGCACGAACAAAAGAAGGCGGUCCUGGCGCUUGAGGCGCAGCGGCUGCUCUUCUUGGAACGCACCGCCGCAGCAGAGGUUCUCGCCGCCUGCCUGGCGAAGGAGCAGCUGCUGCGUCAGAUGUGGUGGAAGAAGCAACUCUUCCUUGUCGAGGCCAAUCUCACGUCGCGUGUGUUGCACCAACGCCUGAUUCGCGAGUCGCGAAGAGCCGCCAAUGGAAAGGGCACAAUUGCACGGCUGGAGGUAUGUUCGCCUCUGCUGCGACUAGACGUGGAUAAGGGUGAGAGUGAGGGUGAACGUGUAGUGGGGAGCGGCAGUGCUGUCGUCGAGGCUCUUGUUGUUCCACUCAACUGUGGUAUUGAACUUCAAUGCCGUCUUAUCGUUAACAGUUCCGGUAAUGAAAAAUAUGAUGCCGACAGUGAUGAAAAGUGGCUUCAAACGCAGAAACAGCAGGAUUCCUACUUUGAAGAAAUUAGGAGGGUACCAUUUGUUCUCACCUACGUUGCUGGAAAUGCGGCACUUUCUGAACACGGCAGCACGCUUGCAUAUGCGCAGCGUGAGACGGGUGGGAAUGAUGGACAAAUGGUGGCAUUUCCGGACGUCGCGCUUGACCACGCCGAGGCCAACUCUGUUCACACGCUGCUCAUCACCCACCCCCGCACACAGCAUAGCAUAAUACCGCCCUUGGAGGUGGCCGUUGUGGCUGUAGCAUCACCGUCCAUCACCCUCGAGGCGGUAACACAUAUAGAAGCUCCCACCACUAGCGACAAAAAGGACAGCAUGUCCCACAGUCAAGAUGCACUGCAGCGAUCAGAUGCUGGAGAGAUGGGAGUGCGCGUGGCAGUUGGCACUGAUGAAAUUGUCACUCGGAUCGUGCUCGAGUGCCAUGAGCAGUGUUGUGACGGGAAGCAGACCCAUUGUCUGGGUAAAGCUGAGGUAAGAGGAAAGGCGUGCGAGGAGCUACUUGUCGGGGAAGGGAGAUGGCGUUUUUCUUGCUGCAUCCCAAUAGAGAGCGUCCGCAGCACUGAGGUGGAUGUGAACCUGCUGCUACUGAAGGCACAAGUAACGCUAGCAUCUAUGCCUCAACAAACUUUUAGGGAAACGUUUCACGUUGCGUCCACUUCGCAAGCUGUGGAAGGCCGGGUGAAAAUCCACGCGGAAGAAGUCGCCCCAACCGUGCAGAAUGGCGGGAGUGAAAAGAAGGAAGUGAUGGUAAAGGACGCGCAGAAGGAUACAUCUGACUCGGGAAUACCAGCGCAGGGGGAUACCGCGUUGCGUUUGUACAGCAUGAUCGGCGAGGACUCGCGUGUAUCCACAGAGAAACAGGCCGACGACGAGUCGUGUGUCGCAAUGAGCUCCUUUCGCCUUGAUGACGAUGGUGUGCUUGGUAUUGCCCCCACGAGUGACACAUCGGCGAGUGUUCAUUCACCGCAUCUUGUUUAUUGCCGCCACACCGCGCCGGACUCCAUUGCCAACGUGCAGAUUCUGGGGCUUGAGCAGACAAUGCGUGAGGUGACGAGCGGAGGCAGCUCCUCCUCGCCGUUGGCUGAGUGGGUGCUGGAGCCUUGCGGUGGUGCACCACCGUGGUUCUUGCUGCGUGACCCACGCGGGGGUUGCGUUGUCCUUCGCUGGCAAAGCAGCGGCCCUCUUCGUGCUGAAACCUGUUUCUGCUACUUUCCCCCGCCUCUUCACGAUCACGGCGUCUGCGACGACGCGCGCGUGGUGGAGCAGCUGUUCGUCGAGCCGCUGGAGUGUAUUGUGCGUCGCUUGUCAUCUGGCCGAGUCACCUGCACGUCAUCAUCAUCGGCGGACUCGACGGUGCUUGUCGAAAACGCCGCUGCCGCGUGUGUGUGGCUUCCCGGUGACGAGGAGGUAACAAGCCUGGUGGUGGUGGCACAGCGUGGGUGCUGCUUCAGUGUAUACUCCCUCGACGACAAUGAGGUUCUGCUGCACUCCAGUCUGCAGGUCAACGCGCACCUCGCGGACGUCGCUGGUGAGCAAGAGUAUCUCGGUGUCACACCAGUGCGUGGUGGCGACGCGGUUCUGCUGUGGACCGCUACAACGGUGGAAAUGCUUUCACACGCUCCAUCAUGGACACGUGAGCUUGUUUACACAACGGAGUCGUUGGCUGGAGCGCACAUAAUGGCAUUGUGCCCUGUGCAUACGCCCCCUUUGCAAAAGAAGGAUGAGACAAUUUUUCUGUUUCUGUUGCUUUCCGACGGGAGUGUUGUGGGUCUUGCAGUUGACGGCAGUGUGCACACUGUGGGGCACUUGUCUUCUUCGGCGCCAUCGUCGCUGACGGCUGCGGAUCUGCCACAUGUAACAUCACUGAUGAUGCGGCAUGUGAUGGUGAACGAAAAGUCUGCUGUGUGUAUUUGUGGUCUUACGGAGAAUCACGUGUUGCGACGUGCCUACGUGUAUUGA